AUGUAUGGAAGUUCUGAAGAGGCUGUCAAUUUUCACCUCCCUAAAAAGGUCAGUCGCGCGAAUUGUUGUUGCAAUUUAACAUGGCUUAGCAAUACGUUGAAAUUAUCGAGAGGGGAUGAGUUUUAUCGUUGGAUUUACCUUUCAUAAUCCUGGAAGUAUGUCAUCGUGCUAAACGACGAAGAUCUAGCAUGUGACACGACCACACACUUCGAUCUGCUUCUAUGUGAUCGCAUAGCUCUUGAGUAGCAAUUUGCCUAUAUUCGAUGCUUCGUAGUGGAAUAUUGAUAUCUAACGGAUUCUAUCUUAUAAAUUCGAAUAGCAAUAACAUUGCUUAAUUUUGAGAAUGUUUCACUGACGAUUUUUAGUUGAUCUGACCAUCAUUUAUCUGCCUGGUUAGAUAAAAGUGCGCGGUUAGCACAAGCUUUUUUAUUAUUUUAUGUUAGUCGUCAGAAUUCAGUGAUGCUUCGGUCAUUUGAAUUUACUAAAUGGCCUUGGGUUAGCUGUGAGCGUUAUUUGUAUGCAAAACUGUUUGACUUUAUUGUGGUGUCAUUCCCUGACAUUUUCAGGUAUUUACGAUGAGCAAGUCUAUAUAUUUAGUCACGUUAACAAAGUUUUUGCUCCUUAGGGGGUAUGAUUGAUGAUGAAUCACAGUAUGACUAAACAAACCAACACGAACGAAGCGCAAAUUUCAUGCCAAACCAAAUCAUCAAGCUUUAUUAUCCAUGUACAUGCAACUCUAGCUUUCCGUAUUUCAAAAUAAAAAGGUAAUAUUAUUUUCACCAGUUACUUUGUUUCUUAGAGUGGUAGUCAGUUUCAUUUUAAGAUUUGAAUGUUCAUUAGGUUAUAAUUAUAUCAUUAUAUUAUGUCCAUUUUGUGAGAGUGGCAGUGUAAAUUUGGUUUUGCCAACACUGAUUUUAAGAUAAAUAGAGUUAGCCACCAUAAAUGUAUUCAGAGCCAAUAUCGCUUUGAACGUUAACACUCAUGGAAAACAAAUUUCAUGUUCAGGUUAGAGAACUAAAAAUAUAUUCAACAAUUUUGACAGUUCAAGCAAUGAGUGAAGACAAAAUUAUUUCAAUUCAUCCAAGUACCCUGUCAAUGGUUCCCAAAGUACAUGAACUCAGAAGGUUUAUGCAGAGUCUUAAUUGCUUCAGAAAGUAUGAAAACAUUUACAAACUAGUUUUCCAACCUGUGGAAAAAGCAUUGUUAAUAAGGAUUAAGUUUGCAGGAGCAAAAAAGGGAAAAUUUUUGAGUUGAUUUCUAAGAUUAAAUUAACGAACGCUCACUUACGUAUUUAAAAUGACAGUAAAGUCAAAAUUAUUUUUCUGAAUUGCCGUACUGACCAUUUAAAUCUGUCUCAUCCAACAUGUCAACUGCAGAUCUUACAUGAACACUUUCCACUCUAUUUCCAGUGUAAUAAUGUUUCUGUCUUUUUCAAAUUUCUUCUUAUUCCUUGUCUGCUAAAAACCAAAGUCAAAAGAUACGCAUUUUUUUUUACAAAAAAACAAUAUCUUGCCAGUAAAUUUCUCUUGAAAGUUACAAGUUUAUCCACUGGCAAGGUUUCUGCCUAAGAAAAUUUUUUCGGAGCCUUCGAGCUCCUAAAAUAAUAAGUUUGGAGCCCGAUCGACAUUUCUAGGAGCCUGUUCAAACAAAAUAAGGAACUUUAUUAAACGUGCAACAACUGGUACACUAAUUGGUUGAUCGAUAAACUUCAAAUUUAUAAUUUACGCAACUCAAGGGCACAAAUAGUUGCAUAGUAAAGGGUCAGCUAACAUUCAAUGGCCAAUUUCCUUUUUUCUGUGCCAGAGGUUUUUUUCCUUCAUUGUAUUUCAAGAACAGUGGAACCAGGGUGUCUAAAGCUAACCUGGUAGUUUUAAUUAGUUCACCAAAAUGACCCUGUCAAUAGUUUCUGUAUCUUAAUAUAAGUUGACGGUCAUGACCAGAUCCUCGAAACUUGAUUUACGCUUCUCGAAACCCAAGUCUCCCUUACAGCCCUUUUUGUCUAGUCACACAAUGCUGUAAAGGAGCAUUGCGUGACAAGAAAAAAACAGAAGACUUGAACCAAUCGAGUUUUGAAAGAAGAAAAAUCAAAUCUCGCUUUUUAAGAAACCAGCAUUUUCUAUAUUCACCACCUGAAAGGAUUUUGAGAAAUGAUUUACUUUUCAUGUACAGCGAAAGCAACAACCAAUGGGUAUGUAUUUACGUGUGUUGGGUGCGACGGCAUGAAUUAAAAAGAGAUUGAAAUAUGAUCUGCUGCGAAAAAGUCAUGAUGUUAAUAUCGAAGGCAUUUCUAAUAAUUAAAUUCGAUCAUUUGACACCAUUUUCAGAUGAGAAACAUCAACUGCACUGCAGUGGGAUUUCAAAGCAAGUGCUUGUUUGUUUACCUUUUAUCAGCGGAAAUAUUUUAUUACCUCAGCCGACGAUGAAACGUUUUCAAUUUUCAUUUUAAAAGUGCAGAGUGAGCAGGGAAUUUUGUUGUUCAUUCAUGGGUGUUACAAUGUAGCGUGGGAAUCAUAAGUUUUAGGUGCCUAUUCUGACUCCUUGUUUGAACUAUUCGGUCGCCUGUGGGCAAAUCGUAGGUGCCUCUGGCAACCGGAUGACCAUUAGGCAGCAGCCUUAACUGGUGUGUGUAAAAUGACCAAAUUUAUUGUGGUAUCUGAUUCAUAAUUCUUCAUGGCUAGCCUUUAGAAACUCUUUGUUUCAUUGGAAGAUAACCAGUAAAAUUUAGUUGGAUCAAAACAUGCAAUAAAUUAUUAUUAUUCUUGUGCACAACCCAUGAUGGUGGAUGUACUGUCAAAGCAUGUCUGCAAAAACAUGUAAAGUUGUAUUAUUACAGUUCAAGUGUCUUGAUGAUAUUUUAGCCUACAUAACAAACAAGGGUACUCUAUUUGCUGUUAAUAUUUUAAAAAACGUAUGUUCAUCGGGACCUUCCCGCCAAAAGUUUAUUUGCAGGAAGUUUUAAUUUUGUACCUUCAGAGUUGGCUGAAACCCGAAUGCACAUAUUUAUAUUUUAAUAUAGUAUUUAAAUUUGUUAGUUUACCUUAGGUCAUGAGAGAAAUGCUGGAGCACCUUGUCUGAAAUGUGGACCUGUGCAAUGUGAAGGUGGAUUAGAUUUGCACUUCUGGAGGUAAUGUUACUCUCCAAUGAGGCUGUCUGCAUACUUAAAAGGGAAGUGAAUUGAGUGGGAGAUGAAGGUGGGGCUUUAAUAUGCUUCUCAUUCCUUCGGUUUGAGUUUCUUGCAGUUUCGUUGGUUUAUCUGUAUUGAUUGUAAUGAACUAUUUCAUUAUAUAAACACCAAUGAAAUACCAUGUGAGCUUUUGCACGAAAACAUGAUAUCUUUUUUGUGAAAAUAACCAGCGUGCAAAGAAAGUAGUGUCCGAUAGCCCGGGGUUGGUGGAUUUUGCUAUCAGGCUAGUGAAAUCUGUUUUUAACUUGCCCGACGGGCAAGUGAUGUUCUUUGAGGAAUUUGAAUAACAGAAGAAAUGUGAAAUCAAUUCUGCUCGACGAAAAGCUUUUUGGGCUAGUUGAAAUGAUGUCUGGGCUAGUAAAUGCUAGCUUCAGCUUGCCCAAAUAGCAAGCUGUAAAAAUGAUUUUCUUUGCACCCUGAUAACAUAUUAUCUUCAUACGUGAAAAGAUCACUGUUGCUAUGGUUACAUAAUAAAUCGUGCCUUUCACAACAAAAAACUAUUAAAGUGAAAUGGUUUGGUAUUUCAUUGGUGUUUAUGUAAUAAAUAGAACAUUACAUGGCCAGUUGGAGAUAUGAAAUUUGUCUUCUGGUGUUGAAGAAAUAUUUUUCAACACACGAAGAGAAAUUUUGUAUCUCUACUCAGCCAUGUAAUAUCCUCUAUAUCUUUUCUCUCUUCUUGAAGGCCUGUUCCUGGUUGUUCAAAUGUUCACUAUCCCAGGGCUCAAAAAAAAACUUGCAUUCAAGCCUGUCCUUUUUGAAGCAGCUCACAUAUUGCUUGCCAAGGCCACUGCUUGCUUGUCUUUAAUUAUCUGGUAGAGGAUGACUUGCUUGUACCCUUACCCACUGGGCAAGUUAAGGAAGCUUUAAAAGUUACUUGCCCAGCAAGAAAAUCCACUUGUACCAGACUGCUGGACGGAACUUUUUUCAAGCCCUGCUCAGGGUGUUCAUUAGGCGUCAGAGAUUAGGGAAUUCCCCAUUUACUAUGCAGAAUUCUCCGACAAGCGUUCAGUAGCUUAUGACUAUUUUUCAUUCAGACGUGGAGCUUCUUUCAAAAUGUUCUCCUGUAACGUUACACAUAUCUCCUGCUAUUUGGAUUCUUAAUGAAAACCCUGCCUGCUAUACACCAGAUACAUCACUAUCCAGUGGAUAGGUAUUAGGGAAAAUAAUAAUGUGUUAUCCUCUGGAUAGAGAUUUACCCAGUGGAUAGUGCUUUCCACCUUGAACAACUUUGGCCAGGUCUAAGGCUUAGCCAAUGAGUUAGUAUCCAGUUGGCAACUCUACUAUCCACUCUUUGGACAAAUCAUGACGUGACUGUCAAAUACAAUGUAAUAAUGUUUAAGGAGACUUUCUGGCUGUUUUGCCAUGAAACCCGCCAGAGAUAUGGCUUCUUAUCUACCAAAGAGAAUUACAGUGAACUCCCUUUAUUGCGGACACUGUAGAGACCUCAAGUUAGUGUCUUCUUUAGUGAGAGUCCGUAAUAGUGGGAGUUUAUUUCAGUCAAACAUCUGUUAUUUGUUUUUCCCAGGGAUUUAGCUACUGUCCAUAUCAUCAGGGUGUCCAUUAUAGUGGGGUGUUAGCAAGGCGAGAGAUAACUGUACUCAGUGUUUCUUCUCUUUCUCAGGAAAAUCUGCAAGACUUGCAAGUGUAAACCAGAGGAACAUGAUAUCAAGAGUGCAGAAGAAGAGGCCCACAAACUAGUGGUACACAGUCUGUUCUCCAAAGAUUCCCCUGUGGGACACAUCAGGGACUACUUCCGUAAAUUGGAAGAAGCAAAUAAUACUCAGCGGUCUGAGUAUGCCAGGCAGUUUGCAUGGACUCCCCCCGGACUGCAGCAGGGUGUGGUAGGUAUCCAACAUUUGUCUUACUAUAUAAAUUAUUUUUGGACAAAGCCUUUCUAGCACAGAUAGUUGUUACAUGCAGGGCUGUCAUUAAGUUUUGAAGCAGGCACAAGUUUGAGCAGGCAUGACUGGAAAGAUUCCAGUCGUAGCAUCCUAAAAUAUGGCCAAAGGCCAUGUAACAAAAGGCCCAAAGGGCAUGAGUGUCUAUAGGGGUCUAGGGGCGUGCCCUCUAGAAAAUUUUUAGAAUAUUAUUAUUUGAUUUUUGGUUUCCAAUGAGGACCAUGAGUUAGGCAAAUAUUCAUGGCCACUGUACCAAUGUGAUAGCAGUUGAUUACACUCAAAAUCUGACCAUUCCAGUACUAUUUUUAUUCACAACUUCUAAGAAAUUCCAGCUUAAAGAGUGUUGCAUUCCUCAAAAAAAAACUUCCUGCCUCUUGUUUCUAAAAAGUAGUUAAUCAUUUUUUUGUGAUUUAUUCACAGCUAAUGAAGUACAUGGAGUCGCUACCCCCUGAGGUUAAACCUAAAGUUGGAAGUGAUGGUGCUAAGUAUCGCCGCAAACAAAUGAUGUAUCAGUUACCAAUCCAUGACCAUGAUGAGAACUACUGUGACAAUUUAACUGACGCUGAAAGAGACAGCAUGAGGCAGUUCUGUGAUGACAGGAACCAAAAUGCUCUGGGUGUAGGAGAUGUGAGAGAGAAAACCAACCCUGUCUCUAAAUGGGUAUGUACAUGUAUUACUAUAAUCAUUGUAGCACUGAUUCACUCUGCACGUUUCUUGAAAGACUUAAGACUGCUUGCCCCACAAACGAAACUAAACGUCUGGUUAAGUCCCUCUGCAAGCCAGGACCGGAAUCCUUGUCCUGGGUCCCCACCUGUGUACCAGGAUUUGAGUAUGUACCAUGACUGGCCUGUUAAAAAAGCCAUUGUCAAUUUGCCAGUCAGGUUGAAGGGAAAUUCAAAGCGCACUUGCAGUAAUUAACUGAGUCCAUUGGGGCCCAGAGCAAAGAGCAGGGGUUCAUUUAUAGAUUACAUCCGAGCGACACCGGCUCCUAAAAACACUACUGCUUAAUAAUGCAUUUUGUUUAAUGUUACAUUUUUGUUACACUUAAGCAUGCAUAAAACAAAAAUGGGAAAUUUUAAGAAAGCUUCACAUUUUAUUUAUCCUGCAGCCAUGAAGCUCUGAAAAACCUUUACUUUCAUUGUCCUUUAAAAGCACCUGUUGUUUAUAGGGCUAGGGGUGUAGUUUAAUUACUUACACUGUAGCUAAUUAUAUAAAUCGUUCUUGCAGCUUCAUGACGCCCCAAUGCAUCACAUCAGUACCGUCACACUUUCCAACAAGUACACAUUUAUUAAAAGAUAACUCGUCUGGAAAAAAAACAGAACUGUUGCCACACUGUGGUUACUAUCUGAAAGUGUAUGGUGUUUUUUCCUCAUAGGUUUGUGUUCGUUGUCGUCAAAACAUCGGCCUUGGAGAGAUUGCUGUUUUUGCUUCUCGUGCCGGAGAGAGUAGAUGUUGGCACCCAGGCUGCUUUGUGUGCCAGAUUUGUAACAAUCUCUUGGUGGACCUGAUUUACUUCUACAAGGAUGGAGGCAUCUACUGCGGCAGACACUACGCUGAGAUGUUUAAGCCCCGCUGUGCUGCUUGUGAUGAGGUGAGAGAAUCUGAUGUCUAUGUUACUGUUUGAUAGACUUUGUUCUUUCUUGGUCGUGUUGCGGACGGUGCGAUCACCAAAUGACGUACAGCUGUAAUACAAAUGAUUGAAAAGACACUAAACUCCACAUCACCACACCAACCAUAUAUUUGUUGUUUCUCGCCUGCAGCACCAAGAAACAUCCUAAACUUUCAACGUGAUUUACUGACAGCUCCAAAGCCCUAUUCACGGUCAAAGCGUCAACAAUCAACCUGCCCCGUUUGCGGUAGAAGCAUAAACGCUUAUUGUUAGUUUAUUUGUCACUAGUUAUAGGACUGUUAUAGGACUGCAUGCAUGUAAACUUUUUUAAUUUCAGUUUUGUAUCCUGUUUUAGUUUUGUAGUUUAGCCUACAGUUUUCAUUUCUAUAAAAAAUAAUUUCUGUCAUUCUGACCACAGGCCGUAUAAGCCCCCGGCUUUGGCUUUACUGAGUUUGUACUAUCUGAGCGAUGGAAUAAUAAAGUUAAAGUGAAAGUUAAGUUAAGUCCGUCUUACAGAGGUGUCCGUUAAGAGAGAGUCGACUGUAAACCAGGUUUUCAAGUAAAAUUUGGACUUGUGCCUUCAUUUUUGCCAAAUUUGUAGUCGACCAAAACCUUUAGGUAGCUGUUACAAAGGAAUCAAAAUAAUUUAUACCAUGUUUAACGAAACAGGUUUUAAACAUUUUUAAGCGUUGGUGUGAACGGGGCAGUACUUGCUAGCAAACACGAACACCGACCAGUCAAGGUCAGGGAGAGCUUCGUCUUUCUCCGCUCGUGUCUUCCUCUUUCACGCGCAGCAAUUUCUGGUACCCAUAAUUCUUAUGUCCUGCCAUACAGGCUAAAGCCCCCCAAAAAAUCCCAACAAAUUCUUCAGUAAAUUACAGACAAACUAUUUUUGUUGCAGUUGAUCUUUAGCCGGGAAUACACUCAGGCCGAAGACCGUAACUGGCAUCGCAAGCACUUCUGUUGUUACGAGUGUGAUCGGGAUCUGGGUGGGCUACUGUACGUUGCACGUGACGGGCAUCCACACUGCAUGGAGUGCUACAAUCGCCUGUACGCUAAGAAAUGCUCAGAAUGCCGUAACGUCAUUGGCGCAGACGCUCAGAGGAUCGAAUACGAGGGAGAGUUCUGGCAUGCGCGAGACGAGUGCUUCAAGUGCGCAAUGUGCAAGACAUCACUGAUUGGAAGGCAGUUUCUUCGUCAUCCAAGGAAGAACAAGAUUUUCUGUUCCACCGAUUGCGCCAGAAGAUACUAG
Molecule: messenger RNA, 7943 nt
Organism: Porites evermanni
Lineage: Eukaryota; Metazoa; Cnidaria; Anthozoa; Scleractinia; Poritidae
Source: the annotation of a GenBank genome assembly